AUGGUCAAGACAUAUAUUAGCCAAUGGUUAUAUACAUUUCCUUGGUCUCAAGUUGUUACCGGUUUUUGGCAAAAAUUUCCUAAUCCAUAUACAGGUCAUAUUUUAUCUGAAGAUGUAUAUUAUCGAACAAUAACUAAUGAUCAAAUCAUUAUAACAAAACGUUUAUUAACUAAAACAAAUAAAAUUCCACGUUGGGGUGAAUUUCUAUUUUCUCGAGGUUCAGCAUCAACAAUUGCGUUUAUUAUUGAAGAAUCUAUAUGUGAUUUAAAACAAAAAACAUUUACAACUGUAACAAAAAAUAUUAAUCUAAAAUCUUUAAUGACUAUCGAAGAAAUAUGUAUUUAUCAUCCAGAUAAAAAUAAUGAAUCAAGAACAAUUUGUGAAAAAAAAGUUAUUGCAACAUCAGAAUUAUUUGGUUUUAAAACAACAUUAGAAACAUUUGCAAUACAACGUUAUAAAAAAAAUCAAGAAUUAGCAAGUCUUGGUUUAGAAUUUAUACUUCAUGAAUUAUUUCUUCCACAUUUACCAUUACCAACUAUUAAAAUAACACCCGAUACUCGAAGUCUUUCAAGUAAACUUAGUGCUAAAGCAAAAAAGAUCUUAAAAUCAUCUAAUAAUGAUUCAGUGUAA
Messenger RNA from Rotaria sordida, 630 nucleotides. NCBI's taxonomy places the organism in Eukaryota, Metazoa, Rotifera, Eurotatoria, Philodinida, Philodinidae. The record is from the annotation of a GenBank genome assembly.